CGGGACUGGGACUGGGACUAGGAACUAGACGCUGAUGGCCAUGCCGCUGGGGCUGGGGAGCGGCUGGUUGUCAGCCCGUCUCCCGGGGCUGCUGCCCGUUCUCUUGCUGCUUCUUCUGGUGCUGGCCGUGCUUGUCGCCCUGCGCCUGUGCUUCACUCCCCUGCAGCUCCUCCGAGCCCCGCACCAGGUCGGCUACAUCCCUGAGCCCGGCACCAGCAAGGGCCAGGCGGCCAACCAAGUUAGGAGGAGGCGGAAGAGAGGCGAGCUGCCCCCAGUCUAUCCCAAUGGCUGGUACUGGCUCUUGGACUCGGACGAACUCCGUCAGGGCCAGGUGAAGAAUAUCACCAUCUUCGGGGAGCAGGUUGCAGUGUAUCGUGGCCAGGAUGGACAGGCCCAUGUCGUGGAUGCCUAUUGCCCUCACCUGGGCGCUAACCUGGCUGUGGGAGGGCGAGUGAUGGGCAACUGUAUCGAGUGCCCAUUCCACGGCUGGCAGUUCCGCGGUGAGGAUGGCAAGUGUGUAAAGAUUCCGUAUGCAGAGAAAGUGCCGGACUUUGCGAAAAUUAAGACCUGGCCAUCGUGUGAGCUGAACUGUGCGGUGUUUGUGUGGUUUCACUGUGAUGGUAUCGACCCGAGCUGGAGCAUUCCUGAGCAGGAGGAGAUCCAGUCCAGAGAGUGGGUGUACCGUGGGAGGACAGCGCAUUAUGUCAACUGUCACAUCCAGGAGAUCCCGGAGAACGCAGCUGAUAUUGCUCACCUGUUCCACCUGCAUACCCCCAACGUGUUGAGUGGAGCUGAUCUACGCUACACCAGGGCCAAGCUCUGGGGCUUUGCCCAACAUGACUGGAAGGUGGAAUGGCACCCAGAGCCUGAACCUACCAAACACUGCUCGCGGAUGUUGGUCAAUCACUCCCUGUAUGUCCUUGGCUGCCACUGCUCUCUCCUGGAUGUCCAUAUUGUUGCCAGGCAGGUGGGUCCUAGCAUAGUCUACCUGCUGUUCAACCACUCAUUCCUGGGUCGCGGAAUGAUCCUGCAUUGUGUGACGCCUGUGGAGCCUCUGCUGCAGAGAGUGAGCCAUCGCAUGUAUUACCAGGCCAACAUUCCCCCCAUCGUCCCCAAGUUCAUCCUGAAGGCCGAGUGUAUUCAGAGGGAUUCUACAAGUAUUUGA
Messenger RNA from Rhincodon typus (whale shark), 1165 nucleotides. RefSeq names its product cholesterol 7-desaturase nvd. The coding region runs from base 35 to 1165 and encodes 376 amino acids. The transcript is spliced from 7 exons. The record is from RefSeq and is a predicted model, not a curated record. Gene Ontology annotation, biological process: chlorophyll biosynthetic process; cholesterol metabolic process. Gene Ontology annotation, molecular function: chlorophyllide a oxygenase activity; 2 iron, 2 sulfur cluster binding. Lineage: Eukaryota; Metazoa; Chordata; Chondrichthyes; Orectolobiformes; Rhincodontidae. Gene Ontology annotation, cellular component: chloroplast.